CGGUGACGUGCGAUCGUGCGAGUAAAGUGCACACUGGGCAACGAUAAGGGAUGGAACAUGCCAGAAAAUGAGAAUGCCUUCCUCUGCAGUAGCGUAUGGUUGCCGCUACCGUGCGCCUAUUAAGCGUCUGAUAAGCUUCAACGCGCCCCUAGACCGUCGCCCCCACUGCCUCCUCCGCCGCCCCACUCCACUUCUCCCCUACGUCUCGGCCUCCCUAUCUUGCUCUAAGAUCCCUAACCCUAAUAUCUUCACGGGGAACUGUCUCUUCUCCGGCAUGGAGCGCUUCUGGACUGCAAGUAGUAUCAAUAAGAACAAAACAAUGGUGGAGCAUUUGCAGAAUUAUGGUGUGAUUACAUCAAGGAAGGUAGCUGAAAUAAUGGAGACUGUUGAUAGAGCUUUAUUCGUUCCAGGUGGAAGCCAACCUUAUGUGGACAGUCCAGUACCAAUAGGAUACAAUGCCACUAUUUCUGCACCUCAUAUGCAUGCCACAUGCCUUCAACUGCUGGAGGAGAAUUUGCAGCCCGGCAUGCAUGCCUUAGAUGUUGGUUCAGGAACGGGCUAUUUGACUGCAUGCUUUGCAUUGAUGGUUGGACCACAAGGUCGUGCAGUUGGUGUAGAACAUAUUCCUGAGUUGGUGGCUUCCUCGAUUCAGAAUAUUCAGAAAUGUGCAGCUGCUCCACUGUUGGAAAAGGGUUUCCUCUCUUUACACGUUGGUGAUGGUAGGCUUGGUUGGCCAGAGUUUGCACCUUACGAUGCCAUACACGUAGGGGCAGCUGCCCCAGAAAUCCCCAAGGCACUUAUUGAGCAGUUGAAGCCUGGAGGCAGGAUGGUGAUCCCGGUUGGGAACAUUUUCCAGGAUUUGAAGGUUGUGGACAAGAAUGCAGACGGUUCUGUUACUGUGCGGGAUGAGACCUCCGUCCGAUAUGUCCCUCUGACGAAUCGAGAUGCGCAGCUGCGGGGCUACUGAACCAGGAAUGCUCCUUAUGCCUGCAUAUCCUGGUAAUCUGUUGCUGCGAGGGAUUGGCUGCUUUGAACUUAAGGAGCAUGCAGACCCUAGAAAUCUGUUGCUGCAGUAGGUGUUGGCUGCUUUGAGUUUUCGCUGAUUUCCUUGUUUUAGGAGUGUUACUUUGUAUAUUUAAUGUCCUGGGUCAAGGUUGUGUUAAGUUUGUCUCUGAACAGAUCCACACCAGCCUGUAAAUCGUUCAUGCUUUUAGUGAAGAAGAUGGCCGUUUGAGCUUGAAAUUUUGUGGGUUGUAACAAUAUACUGUGUUCCUGAGAUUAUUGGGGCCACUGCUCAUCCAUAACAGGAACUCUACAUAAACCAGAAGUUGAAUAAUUAAUUUCAUGUAUUGAUCAUGAUUCU
Molecule: messenger RNA, 1363 nt
Organism: Malania oleifera
Lineage: Eukaryota; Viridiplantae; Streptophyta; Magnoliopsida; Santalales; Ximeniaceae
Product: protein-L-isoaspartate O-methyltransferase 1-like
Exons: 4
Coding region: 68-967 (299 amino acids)
Biological process (GO): protein modification process
Cellular component (GO): cytoplasm
Molecular function (GO): protein-L-isoaspartate (D-aspartate) O-methyltransferase activity
Source: RefSeq, a predicted model, not a curated record